AUGUUCAAGUCAUUCGUUUUGGCGGCCACCUCCAUUGGCCUUGCUUCCGCCGCGGUCACUUGUGAUAAUCUAGUCGAUCACCUCUCGUUCGAGGGUGUCGAUGCUUCUCUGGCAUCCUGCAGCUAUCACACUGCUGGAGAGACUAUCAAGAUCGAUGGUGAUCAAAGUGUCUGCUUUUCCGAAACUCAGACUGAAAUUGAUAUGUGCAGAGUCGUUUUGACUGUUGCUACUAGCCCUACUUCUCACAACUAUGUAGAGGUUUGGCUUCCCUCAGGAAACAAUCCAUGGAACGGCAGGCUCUUGCAUACUUACAAUGGUGGUCUGGCUGGUUGCGUGGAAUACAAAGACAUGAAGUACAUGAGCUCGCUAUCAUACGCCACUGUUGGAGACAAUGGAGGCCACAACUCAACAACUGCCGAUGGAUCAAAAUUGCUCAACAACAACGAGGCAGUGAUUGACCUCUCAUACCGCUCAAGACAUCUUGCUGUUGUUGCUGCGAAGCAGGUCAUCAAACAGUACUACGAUCAACCGGCUAGCUACUCCUACUACGUCGGAUGCAGCACUGGCGGUCGUCAAGGAUUGAAGUCUGCUCAAGAGUUUCCUGACGACUUCGAUGGUAUUCUUGCUGGGUCCGCUGCUGCUGACUUCAACCAUCUUUCAGACUGGACUUCCAGGUUCUUACUGAUCACUGGGUUUGGCAAGGACUCCAGAGCUCUUUCUAAGGAUCAAUGGGUCCAUGUUCACGAGGAGAUUCUCAGACAAUGCGAUGAGCCAUUGGAUGGCGUCGCAGAUGGCAUCAUUGAAGAUCCUACCAUCUGCGAGUUUGAUUCCUCAAAACUACGUUGCGGUACCAGUUCAGACUCUCGCUGUCUUACUCAGACUCAGAUUCAGACUGUCAACGACGUUUACUCGGAAUUGUACGAUCAGAAUGGGAACCUGCUCUACCCCUCUCUGUCGCUCGGAGCCGAAUUGGUUGCAUCUCAACAAGGCCUGUUCUCUGGUAGCGUUAUUGGCAAUGCUGCAAACUGGAUUGCUAAUGCAGUAUACAACAACAGCUAUUGGGACCCUACCACUUUGGGGCAGGAUACCUACACCAAGGCCGACGAGACAGAUGUCCUGCACGGAAACAUCUCGACCUGGAACGGCGAUCUCAGCAACUUCCGCGAGGCUGGCGGCAAAUUGAUGAUGUACCACGGUCUCGCCGAUCCCAACAUCGCCGGCGAGAAUUCCCAACGCUACUACCUCCAUGUUGCCAAAACUAUGGGCGCCACUGAUGGGGAGCUUGACCAAUUCUUCCGCUUCUUCCGUAUCAGCGGCGGUGAUCACUGCAGCUCUGGAGGAAUUGGCGCGUGGGAGUUUGGCCAAAUCGCUGCUGGCAGAAAUGGCCGUCACAGCGCUAUCGAUCAACUGGUGGCAUGGACUGAGAAGGGUGUUGCUCCUGACACCAUUACCGGUACAAAGUUUGUUAAUGACGACCCCAACCAGGGUGUUGCUUUUGAGCGCAGUCACUGCAAGUUCCCUUACCGCACUACCUACAAGGGACCUGACUUUGACCCCAAUAUCACCACCAGCUGGAGUUGUGAGAAAAUCAAGAACUGGCAAGAGUGCGGUCCUGGUGCGCUUCCCAGACUUUGUUAA
Messenger RNA from Aureobasidium uvarum, 1638 nucleotides. The record is from the annotation of a GenBank genome assembly. Lineage: Eukaryota; Fungi; Ascomycota; Dothideomycetes; Dothideales; Saccotheciaceae.